Nothobranchius furzeri (turquoise killifish) is the source of this 3391-nucleotide messenger RNA. It is a transcript of the gene gmcl1, whose product is annotated as germ cell-less, spermatogenesis associated. Gene Ontology annotation, biological process: germ cell development. NCBI's taxonomy places the organism in Eukaryota, Metazoa, Chordata, Actinopteri, Cyprinodontiformes, Nothobranchiidae. Gene Ontology annotation, molecular function: protein binding. The record is from RefSeq and is a predicted model, not a curated record.
GUAACUGUUGCUACAAACCGCCGAGCGAAGAAGAACAACAAAGCAGCUACAUUAUUUUUAAUACAUCCCCUCGCCUCUUUUGAUUAAUGUUAGCCUUAUUUAGCAACAUGUAACUAGAACCAGAUAGCCAGUCGCUCUCCGGAGACUUGUAUUGGGCAGCAGAUGGUCAAAAGAGGCGCUGUUACUGUUCUCUUACAUGGUUUUGAUGGUGAGUUUGUCAGCCUAGCUCGCUAGCUCUCAGGUUAGCUCUUCUCCACAGACUCGUAAACGUCAUCUUCACGCCUCUACCUCAGCUUCAGUUGUUAUAAUCACCAGAUGGGAAGUUUGGGCAGCAGGUUUCAGUCCCCCUCUCAGGGACCAGAGGAGUCAGCAGAGGGUACAAGUUCCAGUCGCAAACAUGCCUGUGAAUGUAAAAAGAGAAAACGAAAUGCUCAGUGUGACUGCGAAAGUGAGCAAGAGGAAGAAGACGACAUAUUAGAUACACCUCGCAGGAAAAAGUUGAAAAGCACUUCAAAAUAUAUUUACCAGACAUUAUUUCUGAAUGGUGAAAACAGCGAUAUUCGCAUCUGUGCUCUGGGGCAGGAGUGGAACCUCCACAAAGUGUACCUGUGUCAGUCAGGGUAUUUCUCUAGUAUGUUCAGCGGCUCAUGGAAGGAAUCCAACAUGAUGGAAAUCAACUUGGAGAUCCCAGACCAGAACAUUGAUGCUGAAGCUCUUCAGGUUGUGUUUGGAUCUCUGUAUCGUGAUGAUGUCCUGAUCAAGCCCAGCAGGGUCAUCUGUAUUCUUGCUGCUGCUUGUAUGCUACAGCUGGACGGCUUGAUCCAGCAGUGCGGUGAAACCAUGAAGGAAAACAUCAGUGCGAAGACUGUGUGUGGUUACUAUGCUUGUGCUAGCAUCUACGGCCUGGAUUCAGUCAUGAAAAAGUGUUUAGAGUGGCUUCUUAACAACCUGAUGACCCAUCAGAAUGUUGAGUUGUUGAAAGAACUUGGGGUUGAUGUGAUGCAGCAACUCAUUCAGUCCUCAGAUCUGUUCGUCAUGCAGGUGGAGAUGGAUGUUUACACCGCUCUGAAGAAGUGGAUGUUUCUGCAGCUCAACCCAUCGUGGGACGGGCCGAUCAAGCAGCUUCUAGCCGACGCUGACACCUGGCUUUGUAAACGCAGAUCAGACCUGUGUGAGAAAGAGCCAUUCCUGAACACAGAGGAGGGGGCAGCUUUUUGCUCGGUGUUCAAACUCGUACGACUCCAACACAUCAUCAAUGAUCUCGCUUCUGCACGCAUCCUGGAGAGAGAUAAUAUUUUACCUCCUGAGUGGCUGACAACAAUGUAUAAAAACCAGUGGUUUGCCAUGCUCCGGACAGAAUUUGACAACGAUAACGGUCCCCAGGUGUCCAACAAAGACGAGUUUGAGCUGAACAGUAUGAGGUGUGGCAGGAAACUGAGUAAAGAUGGAGAUUACUGCUGGCGGUGGACAGGCUUUAACUUUGGGUUUGACCUUUUGGUGACUUACACAAACCGCUUCAUAGUCUUUAAAAGGAAUACACUCAGUCAGCCAUGUGGGGGCGCUGUGAGCCUACAACCUCGGAGACAUCUAGCAUACAGGUUACGCCUCGCCUCUUUCGAUAGCCGAGGGAAACUGGUCUGCAGUCGCUCUACAGGCUACCAGCUUCUCACUCUGGAGAAAGACCAGGAGUAUGUGGUGAUGAACCUGGACAGCCGGUUGUUAUCGUUCCCCCUCUAUGUGUGCUGUAACUUCCUGUAUACGUCGCCCCCUUCUGACCACCGUCCAGACUCCUCUGAACAAAGCAGCGCGGCUCGCUCCGUGUCCUGAUAGCAGCUGAACAGCCGUUAACCAUUCCCCUGGUCAAGUGGAAACAGUGAUGUAAAGUUAUUGUUUUUGUUUUGUUUUUUACAAUCAAGUCACUUUUGAACUUUUCUUCUGCAUGCCCCAUAGUUCUGUCAAGUAUUUGAGGCUCAUUUUUUACAUCCAUGUAGGAAGUGUUCCAGCACAUUCUGAAUAAGCCUUUUUAUAUACUCGGUUUACCAAAUGAUGCUCAGGAAAGAUCAGACCAUCUUUUAUCCUCAAUAAAGCUUAAUCCAUCCUACUCCUCUGCAGUGUGCUGCUGGAGCGCUCUAGAAUAAAAAAAAGCUGGAAAUUGCUUUUGACUCUGCAUUUGAGACGUUUACAGUAACAUGAUGUGAAGAUCUGGUGGCUAAAACCCUCCUUCAGUUCCUUUUUACAUUAAUUGUAAUUCAACCACUCAGAAUGUGGUUUAUCAGCGUGAAUGAAGGGAAUUUGGAUUUUGUUCUAUGUGGACAACAUGAAGGCGUAGAAACAGGUUUAAAACAAAUUGCAUCAUCAGAUAUCACACAAAUGAGAAUCGGACUAACUGGAAAACUGAAGUUGUGACCGACUACAAAACAUAAAUUAAACUUUGAGAUGUGCCUCGCAUGCAGCAUUAAGCUGCUUUAUUCUCUCAUGUGCGCGUGCUGCUAAAAACAGCAAAAAGUUAAAUUGUGAAAAAGGAUGAUUUUUAACGGUCUUUAUCUGCUCCACUGUCCCGGUGCGUGCCGCUUACCUACUCCAGAGUAUUUUACUUUUGUUCUAACGGUUUGUUUGGCUUUUCUGCUGCUGUUACCUCGUUGUUUUGUAAAACGAUCAUCUUCAACAUUUCUGUGUAGCUCCUGUUCAGAUGUUAAAUUUGAUUUUAUUUAGCCAUUAUUUAUUUUUCUACUUUUGUUGUAUUUUUAUAAAUCUGUUUUCUUUGCUGAAGAUAUCUAUGACUUUGUACUGCUAAUAAAACAGCCCUCUGACAUGGGCCGCAGUGCUAUCAAAUGAUCCCAUCUCUUUCCUAAUGAAGGUCUGUAUCAGCGGUUUUAGAUAAAUCAUUUAUAAAAUCAGCUUUUCUUUUGCUGAUUAAACCUUUAAUAAGGACUGCACCAGUUAAAAAGCUGGACACACCAUCUUAUUGACAUUUUAAAAUGAGGUCAGAAUUGAUGUUAUUCCCAGAAGUCCAGUCAUCCCUUGAUUACCUGUUUUCUUUACCUUUAUCAUUUCAUCUCCAACUUGUCCCUAUCUCUGCUUAGUUUUCUCAGAGGCAAUUUUUUUAUUUUACAGCAAAAACCAAAAACAAUACAUUUCCAGUCACUAUUUUUGAGAUUGUAUUGUAUCAUUAGCUGCUUUACCGUACAUGAAAAUAACUUGAAAUUCUUUGUAUUUGCAGAAUUAAGCUUAUUCAUGAUUAACACGAGAUGUGGAGCUAUAAUAAGCAGCAAUAGCACCGCUGCAGUCAUUGCACCAUUCCUCAGGCUGCCACCUGACAGUGUUUUUUUUUUUGUUCCACGAUUUAUGAAAGAAUGGGAAUAUUUCUGUCAUUAAAAACGUUUUCACAAAA